AUGCCCACAGGAGCGGACUGGCGCCCCAUUCACGGCGGCAACAACUUCAAGGACGUGCUGAGGGCAGGUGCGCGCUGCCGAGGCGUCUGCGGCAUGCACCACGCGUACGAGGCGCCACCGCGCGGCAACACCGUCAUGCCGGCGGCCUGCCCCCUCUCCCUCACGGCGCACUAA
Molecule: messenger RNA, 174 nt
Organism: Chlorella variabilis
Lineage: Eukaryota; Viridiplantae; Chlorophyta; Trebouxiophyceae; Chlorellales; Chlorellaceae
Exons: 2
Coding region: 1-174 (57 amino acids)
Source: RefSeq, a predicted model, not a curated record